Pseudogymnoascus destructans is the source of this 4496-nucleotide messenger RNA. RefSeq names its product DNA-dependent ATPase of the nucleotide excision repair factor 4 complex (gene RAD15). Lineage: Eukaryota; Fungi; Ascomycota; Leotiomycetes; Thelebolales; Thelebolaceae. The record is from RefSeq and is a predicted model, not a curated record. The transcript has 10 exons. Gene Ontology annotation, cellular component: nucleus. Gene Ontology annotation, biological process: positive regulation of mitotic recombination; nucleotide-excision repair; transcription by RNA polymerase II. Gene Ontology annotation, molecular function: ATP binding; DNA helicase activity; hydrolase activity, acting on acid anhydrides, in phosphorus-containing anhydrides. Bases 2012 to 4399 code for a protein of 795 amino acids.
GCCUGACUCUCUACACUUAGAUUGGGCUUUAUUACCUUCCAAGAGUAUCCUUCCGCGAGAAGAACCUGCCACAGUAUUCGCACUGGUGGCUCUUCUCCUUUAUAUGCACCGAUUGAUGGUGCCGCUGCAAAUCCGUCUUCCGCCGAAACCUCUUCAUGCAAUCAGGCAAUGGGCAAAUAAACGGAUGGACUCGAUCCGCAUCAUGUGUUUCCAUGUGGGCUCGAUAGUUAUAGCUCCGAUUGAACAGCUUGCCACAGCCGUCCACUGUGCACUCAUAGUUGCCGUCCUCGCGUGUCGUCACUAUCCGGGGGCGCUUUUCUUGGCUCGGGGUUGUGCGGGAGCUUCCAGCAUUUGUGCUGCUGGAUCCCAGCACUACGCCCUCUGCCCCGGAGUCAUAGCUUAGACUGGAAUCUGCACCAGUAAAGCUUGACCCCGUGGGUGGCACGGGGGACAGCCAAUCCUCUGUAUCCAAUACAUUAUCCAAGACAUAUGGGUUAGAUGGCUGGCACGAAGAUAGAUCGACUAGCCCAGGGUCCCAAUGGACAGAGCUAUCCAUCAUUUGACUACUGCCAGACUCAUUGUAGGUACCGUCAGGUGGGUAAUAUUGUGGGCCUGACAAUGGAAAUGGAAUCUGUCCUGGGGAUGUAGCUAGGUUUGACGGGACAACAUCCAUCGAAUAAGGGUUAUAGCUCUGUGGUAGUGCAUAAUCGGCGACCUGCCGGGGUGAAUUCAAAUCGGUGAAGGCAGACGCAGUUGAUUGCUGAGGAUAGGGAGACGUGAACGACGAGCCCGCAAAUGCAUAGUCGCCAGUCGGGCUUCCGAAAGGUUCAUGAUCCGAUAUGGUCAUUGAUUGCAUGCUUGUAUUUGCAUCAUUGCAUGACUGUUGGCUAGGAGGCAAAUAUCCCCGCUGAAAAUCAUGGUAUGACGGACUCGGGGACCGUGUAUGUGAAGGCCUACUCAUGUUGACGGUAGCACUGGUGGUGUUUUGAUAGAGAGCCGGUGAGUCAACCGGCCCAGGCAGAGGUUGAUAUCUUUGAGAAUAUCCGCGGAGAUGUGACAACUUGAAGAUAAAAAUGAAAAUAUAUGAAAGUAUUUUGCAUCUGGAUAGAAGUGAUUGUACCAAGAAGUGUCAAUCCGAGAAACGAAAUGGGAAUACUUACACUUAUAUAACAUCUAGCCAAAGGCAAGUGGAUGUCGGAGAAGCAAUAUAAACAACAUUAGCCUCUUAAUAAUAACAUCGUCGAGGGUUGUUGGACACUGAAUAGGCAUGGUGGAAGAGCAGUUCAGGGCCCAACGUGGCUGUCUGCCUAACUCUGCCUUGGCCGGCCCCGGUGAAUCUCGAUCUAUUUUCAGGGCGACAAGCGCUUCUUUUCACGAUAAUUGUCCAGGCCAAAGUCUAUGAAGACACAUUGCCAAGGCAGUGAAUAAGGAUGGCACCUCCUGUAGUUUUGGCGCAGGCAUCAGUGAGGUAAUUGCACAUGUCCAUCAGGUGUACCUAGAAAGAACUAUUGACACGUCUCGAGAUGCGGCAACUGCGACGGCGGAAUUCGCCCUCAGUUAGGCAUGACUCGUCUUUUGGGUCCAUUGGGAUACAUAACUGUAGAUAUUCCAGCACAAUUGUCGUUUUCUCCCUGCAUUGAGCAAUACUGUCACGGGAUAUCACCCAAAGCAUUUUUCAGCCACAAUCGCCCUAAUCGCCCUAAUCGCCCCCAACUUCAAUCGUGUCUGCCUGAUAAACAGAAAAAGGUUCUAUAUCGGGAAAUGGUAGAGUUAUAGAGAGUACAGUAUGUAUUUGAGACACUGGAGAUACAAUCCAUAGGUUUGCGGUGUUUGUUGGUGGAGUCACAAUUAUAAUUAAGGUGGGUAAGUCGAGUGACUGCAAGUGCUCAGGCACCACACCUCGUCUCGUGCUCUGGAGCAUAAGAGCCAAACUUCCUGACCAAAAAACGCGACCUUCACGUUCCAUGCACUUCAACCUAGCAUAAUAUCAACACUUCCAUUUGUCUCCAAAAUGAAGUUCAACAUAGAUGACCUUCCAGUCCUCUUCCCAUAUCCAAGAAUCUACCCAGAGCAAUAUGCAUACAUGUGCGAUCUCAAGAGGACCCUCGAUGCUGGGGGUCAUUGCGUCUUGGAGAUGCCCUCGGGGACCGGAAAAACGGUCUCUCUCCUUUCGUUGAUCGUGGCAUACCAACAGUACUAUCCCGAGCACCGCAAGCUGAUAUACUGUUCACGCACAAUGUCCGAGAUCGAGAAGGCCCUUGCAGAGUUGAAAGCCCUCAUGAACUAUAGGACUGAACAGCUUGGUCGCGUGGAGGAAUUUAGAGGCCUUGGUCUGACAAGUAGGAAGAACCUCUGUUUGCAUCCUUCCGUGAAGCGGGAGAAGAGCGGAGCAAUUGUCGAUGCUCGCUGCCGGAGCCUUACGGCCGGGUUUGUGAAAGACAAGAAAGAGAAUGGCGAGGACGUCGAACUUUGCACAUACCACGAGAACCUGGACCUACUUGAGCCGCAUGAUCUGAUACCAAAUGGCGUGUGGACGUUGGAUGGCAUUAUGCGGUACGGCGAGGAGCACAAGCAAUGCCCAUAUUUCACAUCGCGGCGAAUGAUGCCAUUUUGCAACGUCAUAAUCUACUCGUACCAUUACCUUCUCGACCCAAAGAUCGCAGAACGUGUGUCGAAAGAGCUUUCGAAAGACUGCAUUGUAGUCUUUGACGAAGCUCACAACAUCGACAACGUCUGUAUUGAGUCUUUGAGUACGGAUAUUACUGAGGACUCAUUACGAAAGGCUACGAGGGGAGCACAGAAUCUAGAAACCAAGAUUUGCGAAAUUAAGGACACUGAUGCGGAGAAACUUCAGAAUGAAUAUGCGAAACUGGUCGAGGGGCUUCGUGAAGCAGAUGAAGCUCGGGAAGAGGAUACGUUCAUGUCAAAUCCAGCUUUGCCAGAUGACCUGCUCAAAGAAGCGGUCCCGGGAAAUAUUCGUCGAGCCGAACAUUUUGUUGCAUUUUUGAAGCGUUUUGUGGAAUACUUGAAGACACGGAUGAGAGUUCGACAAGUAAUUUCCGAAACACCCUUGUCCUUCCUAGCACAUCUCAAGGAGACAACAUUCAUCGAAAGAAAGCCCCUUCGGUUUUGUGCGGAGAGGUUGACCUCGCUCGUUCGGACGUUGGAAUUGACAAACAUUGAAGAUUACCAACCUCUUCAACAAGUUGCUACGUUCGCUACACUGGUUGCAACAUAUGAGAAAGGAUUUCUUCUCAUACUUGAGCCAUAUGAGUCAGAUACAGCGGAGGUGCCAAAUCCUGUUCUGCAUUUUACAUGUCUUGAUGCUGCAAUCGCAAUCAAGCCGGUCUUUGACAGAUUCAGCUCAGUGAUUAUCACAUCAGGGACAUUAUCUCCGCUAGAGAUGUAUCCCAAAAUGCUCAACUUCACAACAGUUGUGCAGGAAACAUAUCAGAUGACACUCGCACGGCGAUCAUUCUUGCCAAUGAUUGUGACCCGCGGCAGUGACCAGGUGGCUAUAUCUUCUGGCUUUCAAGUUCGCAACGAGCCCAGCGUAGUAAGGAACUACGGUAACUUACUUACCGAAUUUUCCAAAAUCACGCCUGAUGGUAUGGUGGUCUUCUUUCCAUCAUACCUCUACAUGGAGUCGAUCAUCAGCAUGUGGCAGGGGAUGGGAAUUUUGGACGAGGUUUGGAAAUACAAGCUUAUCCUUGUCGAGACGCCCGAUGCCCAAGAGACAUCUUUGGCGCUUGAGACUUAUCGGACCGCUUGCUGCAACGGGCGCGGGGCCAUCCUUCUCUGUGUAGCUCGUGGUAAGGUUUCCGAAGGUAUCGAUUUUGACCAUCAAUAUGGUAGAACGGUGUUGUGUAUUGGCGUUCCUUUCCAAUAUACAGAGUCUCGAAUUCUCAAGGCAAGACUCGAAUUUCUGCGGGAGACAUACCGCAUCCGAGAGAACGAUUUCCUAUCUUUCGAUGCAAUGCGUCAUGCGUCUCAGUGCCUGGGCCGUGUACUGAGAGGUAAAGACGAUUACGGGAUAAUGGUUCUCGCUGAUCGUCGAUUUAUGAAAAAGAGGGCGCAACUUCCAAGUUGGAUCAACAACGCCGUGAUGGAUUCGGACACGAAUCUCAGUAUCGACAUGGCCGUUAGUAGUGCCAAGAAAUUCUUAAAGAAUAUUGCUCAGCCGUUCAAGCAAGAGGAUCACGAAGGCAUCAGUACUUGGAGCGUAACCGAUUUACGGAAGCACCAAGAGAAGGAGGACGAAGAGAAGAUCCGAGAGUUGCAGGGUGGUGCAACAUUGGAAAACUUACGACACGGCAAUGAACAAGACGUGAUCAUGGGCGAUGAGUAUGGUAUGGAUGAUGAGGAGUUUGAGGCCGGCAUGAUGGAAUUAGAUGGAUAAUAAAAGGAGCGAUUGCAAUUCCGGUGUUUGGGGAAACAUAUGCGAAUGGGUGGAUGGGUUCCCACAACAGCAACUUGGCAACAGGUAUAACUAGAAU